AUGCACACACAUACAUCACAUAAUACAAACACUAUACUUGUUAUAUUUAAGUUAUUUUACUGUUAUAUUAUUAUAACAAAAAAUAAGUUGUGUGUGUAUGUGCGUGUGUUCUGUGCUUACUGAAAUGUGUAUUUCAUGUAUUCAGUAAAAAGAAUUAAUAAAUAGAGACUACGUCUCUAUUUAUUUGCUCUAUAAAUGUAAGAAUGAGUUAUUUUGUAAAUAUUUAAAGACGAAUAUUGUGAAAAAAAGAUUCUAGGAGAUUCUAAGAGAAAUGAGCUUCUAUUAGUGCAAUCCAAAGCUAACUUUCACACAAAGAAAAUCAUGUUGUGUUUAGUUAGAUAGGAAGGAAAUAAUAUAUUAUGAGUUUUACCAAACAAUGAAAUUAUCAAUUCUAAUAUAUACCAUUUGCAAUUAGACCAAUUAAAAGUAGCGAUCGACAAAAAAUCUCCGGACUGGCGUAUCAUAAAAGCUCAUUGUUUUUUAGCAUGACAAUGCGAAACUAUGUGUCUUUGAUUAUUCGGAAAAAAUUGUUGGACUUCGUUUAGAAUGUUUCGCCAUAUUCUUUUGACAUUACAUCCUUGGACUAUCACCUGUUCCGUUCAAUUAAAAACAAUUUGAACGGUAAAGAAUUUUAACUUUUGGAGGUUGUCAAAAUUCACCUGGAUAAUUUCUUUAAUGAAAAAUCGACCAAAUUGAUGGAAUAACGAAGCUACUUAAAAUAUGGUUCGACAUUGCUAAAAAAUGUGCUGCAUACAUUACUGAUUAAAAAUUAAAGCAUCUUUAUAUCCAAUUUUUUACUUUUAAUUGCUGCAAAACAAUCCAAGCAAUCCAAACUUUCCAAUCAACUCUAUACAUUUAUAAGUUUUUACCAUGUUCGUGUGUUCAUAGUUUGUAGUAUAGUUUCUCAUGCAUUUUUUCUAUACAUUUAUUUAGAAUAUUGCUCGUUUACUGAUUUUCCGAUAUAAACGUAAAUGAAUUAAUAUUAUGCAAUAUUGCAUUUUUCUAUGGUUCUCAGGUAAGCUUGCUUGUCCUUUGAGGCAAUUCCGAUGUAACAAUGGAAGAUGCAUACCAAUUUCCUGGGUUUGCGACAAAUCGGACGACUGUACUGACAAUUCUGAUGAAAGUCCAGAGGAAUGUAAAAAUACUCAGGAAUGCAAAGAAUCGGAGUUCAAAUGCACCAACGGCAGAUGCAUACCCAAUAUAUGGCAUUGUGAUGGCGACCGAGAUUGUCCAGACGGCUUGGACGAGGAUCCUGCAGUUUGCAGAACGAUACCGUGCAGUGAAACGGAAUUCCAAUGCAGCCCAGGCGAGUGCAUUCCGAAGACCUGGCUAUGUGAUCGCCAGAUAGAUUGCACCAACGGUGUGGACGAGAAGAACUGCCACAGAACGAUACCGUGCAGUGAAACGGAAUUCCAAUGCAGCCCAGGCGAGUGCAUUCCGAAGACCUGGCUAUGUGAUCGCCAGAUAGAUUGCACCAACGGUGUGGACGAGAAGAACUGCCACAGAACCAAGACCUGCACGCCGGAACAAUUCACGUGUCAUUCGGGAAAUGGCGAGUGCGUGGCAUUAACAUGGAUGUGUGAUGACAACCCGGACUGUUCGGACGGUUCGGACGAGGCUGAGUGCAACGAUACUUGCCGGUCUGACGAGUUUACCUGUGCGAAUAAGCACUGCAUCCAACAGCUAUGGGUGUGCGACAAUGAUAAUGAUUGCGGGGACAAUAGUGACGAGAAAGCUUGCGGACCGAUAACUUGUCAUCCAAACACUGAUUUUGCGUGCUCCGAGAAUUAUUGCAUAACAUCGCGAUGGAGAUGUGAUGGCGACUACGAUUGUCCUGAUCGUUCCGAUGAAAUAGGAUGCAAGGAGCCAAAUGGUGAAAAAAUAAGCCAUUGUAACAAGGAAUUUGAUUGUAAUGAUGGCGUAACUUGCAUACAUCAGACUUGGGUAUGUGAUGGUGAGAAUGACUGUCCAAAUGGUGAGGACGAAUUCCUGCAGAGAUGUCAAAAUGUCACAUGUAGGCCUGAUCAAUUUCAAUGUGAAGAUCGUCGUUCUUGUAUAUCAGGUCAUUUGUAUUGUAAUGGUAAAACUGAUUGCGCUGACGGAAGCGACGAAAGGAAUUGCACGAGCAAAAUCGUAAGCUGUGAUCCACAGAUUCAGUUUGAAUGUAGUGAAGGCUCAUGUAUUCCGCUGGAACAAGUAUGUAACAAAAAUCGAGAUUGUAUAGGCUGGGAAGACGAGAGCAUCCAGUACUGUGGCGUAAACGAGUGUUCAAAAAAUAACGGCGGAUGCUCACAAAUUUGUGUCGAUUUACCUAUUGGUUAUCGAUGUGACUGUAACCCAGGAUACAGGCUUAUUGAUAAUCGUACAUGCGAUGAUAUUAAUGAGUGUUUGGAGCCCGGUAGCUGUUCUCAAUUUUGCCAGAAUGAAAAGGGCAGCUUUAAAUGUAGUUGUGCCACUGGUUAUCUUAAAGAUCCACGAAAUCUAACACGUUGUAAAGCCGCUGAAGGUCAUGCGAGCUUGUUGUUCGCUCGUCGACAUGACAUCAGAAAGGUAGCUUUGGAUCGUCAAGAAAUGACCGCCAUCGUUAAUAACACUAAAAUGGCAACAGCUUUAGACUUUGUCUUUCGCACUGGAAUGAUUUUUUGGAGUGAUAUUAGUGAAAAGAAAAUUUACAAAGCACCAAUAGACGAAGGAAACGAGCGCACGGUUGUUAUCGAGAAUGAUUUUACUACUUCCGAUGGAUUGGCAGUUGACUGGAUUUAUAGUCAUAUUUAUUGGACGGAUUCUGGGAAAGAUACAAUUCAAUUAGCUAAUUUUGAAGGGAAUAUGAGGAAAACUCUAAUACGAGAUCGUAUUCAAGAACCUAGAGCAAUAGCAUUGAAUCCUUUAGAAGGUUGGAUGUUCUGGACAGACUGGAGCGACGAAGCGCGGAUUGAACGAGCUGGCAUGGAUGGUUCUCACCGAUCGGUAAUUGUUGGCAAUGACGUUAAGUGGCCUAAUGGCUUAACUUUAGACCUGAUCGGCAAAAGAGUGUAUUGGGUAGAUGCAAAAUUGAACAUCAUAGGUUCCUGUAAUUACGAUGGUACCGGCAGGCGAACAGUUCUCUAUUCUCUCGAUAACUUAAGACAUCCCUUUAGUAUCACGACUUUUGAAGAUUAUGUAUACUGGACUGAUUGGGAUAAGGAAACGAUCUUCAAAGCCAAUAAAUUCACCGGGAAGGAAGUAGAAGCUGUAACAUCUAUCAAAACGCUUCAGCAUCCAAUGGUAGUUCAUGUAUAUCAUCCAUAUAGACAGCCUGAUGGAAUGAAUCAGUGCCAAGCCGUCAAUGGGCAUUGUAGCCAUCUAUGUUUGCCGGCACCUAAAAUCAACUCCAGAUCGCCACUGUUGUCAUGUGCUUGUCCUGACGGCUUACGUUUAUUGCCUGACGGAUUAAUGUGUGUGGAAAAUGUUACUACCACCGUAGCAUCGACAACGCAAGCAGCAACACAGCCGUUUAGGAGGCUUGAACCUCCGAAUAUUCCUACAACUGCCAAUCCACUAUCUUCAGCAGAUGGGAAGGGAAGUUUAGCAGCUGAAGCAGCAGAUCCUGGUUUAGUCGCCGGUAUUGUGAUAGGCGUAGUGUCCUUAGGAUUAUUAUUACUUGCACUUGUAGCUGUACUUUGCUACAGGCAUUAUCUUCAUCGUAAUGUCACUAGUAUGAACUUUGACAAUCCCGUCUAUAGAAAGACUACGGAGGAUCAGUUUAGUCUUGAAAAGAACAGAUUCCCGCUUCCCACAGCAACAGUUGGAGAAGAGGCCCAGGAACCAUUGACGAGUCCUGGAACAAACGACUAUGUUUAAGACUCAAUAUGUCAAUGCCGAAGGCUUAACAGGCUAUUAGGAAGUACUAUUAUCGACCAAGUGAUAAAACCAUGUAAAAAAACGAGGUAUUUGCGUCGAAAGAGCCUGUCCAAACGCAUCAUGCCUGCGUCGCGCUCGCCCGCAAGCCUGCCAAACAACUGUGAUUAUGUUAAUUUUUUGUAUCUAUUUCUUUACAAAUUUUAGCACUUUGUCAUUCAAAUAUAUGUAUAUUAUGCGUGCGCAACGUUUAGAUUUGCUUUGGGACAUAAAGGGAGAAAUGUUUAAAGAAACUGUUGCCAAAUAAACGAUCUUAAACUACAUGCGUCCAAGUAGUUUGAUAAGAAGUUAAGAUUUCUAUUUAAUUUUUUGCUUUUUAGUUAAGCAAAAUGUAAUUUUUAAUAUAGCACUUUUCGCAAGGCUCUAGUGCGAUUGUGCUUACAAAAAAAUAUGCGACGUAUGCAUGUAAUGCACAUGCGCUAUAUGUAUACAUGUACAUGCACUAUAUGUAUACAUGUACAUGCACUAUAUAUAUACAUAAGAAAUUUAACUUGUUUAAAUAUGUAUUAUCUCUAAGGAUUUGUAGUAGAUUUCUUGAGAUUAAUUUUUUUUAUAAAUUAUGUGUAAAUAAUACAAAAUCUCAAAAUUGUCAAAUAAAAUUAUUUAAUUAUGAAAUGAAUUAUCAUUAAGGUGAAAUAAAAAGAGGCUAUGAUCAAUAUUUUCUGUUCUGAGUCUUAUUGUAAUUUAUCAUUUCUCAUAGUAUAAAGAAAACAAAAUUUUUUGUCGAUAUAAUAUAAAUUUUGUAUAAUCAGAGUUUUAUUAUAUAUUACAAUUUUUUUGUAACGUUUAGAUUUACGAUUAUAUAUAUGUGUGUGUGUGUGUGUGUGUGUGUGUGUGCGUGCGUGCCUGCGUGCGUGCGCGCGCGCGCGCGCGCGUGUGUGUGUGUAUGUGUGUGUGUGUGUGUGAUACGACACAUUAAUUAUUCAAGGAAAAAUUUUAAAAUUGUAAAUAAAAAAAAUAUGCAUGUAGAGGAGAGAGAGAAAGAGAGAGAAAUUUCUCCUUUUAUGUCUAUAAUGCAUUCAAUGUUAUAAAUAUACAUAACAAGAUCAUAUUUCAACUUAUAAGCUGCCUAUACUUCGACAGACAGUUCAUAUCACAAAGAGAAUUGCUCUAUUUACAGACAUUAAGUUAUCGUUUGUAACUGCAUUGUAACAAAAUGAAAACUAUCAUUAUUAUAACAACAUAAGCUCAAUGACAUUAAGUGUAACAGUAUCCAUUAAAAAAAGCUGUUGUCAGGAAUUUCAAUCUAUUAAGAAAUCGGUGUAUUUGUAUAGAAUUAUUAUAUCGGGCUUAAGAGAUUUACUUAUUAUACAGAGUAUCCUGCAUAAGACUAAGAAGAAAAAUAUAAAUAGAACAGAUAAGAGCGAAAAAAUAUUGUAAAGGUUAUUUUUCGAACAACCACGUAAAAUUUUGAGUUAUUAAAUAUUAUAGAUGGGCUAUUCAGAGCGCGCGACGCGGCAGGCGGGACAUACGGCUCGCCGCUGCCGGCGAAGAAAAUGGACGAUUGCUUGCGGAUCUAUCAUGCAGUGUGAGAUCUAAGACGUAGUCAUCACCUCUGGGCCUAUGAGAUAGGCUCGUGAGCAAUCCAUUUUUUCGCUGGCCGCGGCGAACCGUAUGUCUCGCCUGUCGCGUCGCGCGCUCUGAUUAUCCUAUUUAUUUUAUUUAAUAACUCGAAAUUUUAUGUGGUUGUUCGAAAAAUGAUUUCGACCAUAUUUUUCACUUUUCUCUGUUCUAUUUAUAUAUUUUUUAUACGGGACACCCUGUAUACAUCCACAAGGUGUCUCAGCAUAAACGGCUAUCCGCUUUUAUUUUCUUAACCACAGAAGAUAUAGUAAAUAAGACUGUAAUUAGUAGCAUGCUUUGAUUUCUAUUAUAAACCUAUUCUUACGAUUUUAAAAACAAAUAAGAUAAGACUAGCAAAACUAAAUCGUAAAUUUAUAUAACAAGACUUUGCAGUGUAAAAUGUUGAACGAUAUCUCUGAGCGUUAUCUAGGAAGAGGAGAGUGUCGUGAGCGUGGAGCGUCAGGUAGCUCAGUAGUUUAGAGCAGUCGCCCGGCAAGCGAAAGACCCGGGUUCGAGUCCCGGCCUAGCAAGAUCGCGCUCUCGAUAUUUUUCUCUUUCUGGAACGAAAAAGAUACGCAGAUCUCGAACGCACGGCGUCCCGCCGCCACCUAGUAUGCCCUCCUCCUUCUAUGAUCCUUCAGUGUGUCUGUCAGAUAUCAUUAUGGUUAACAACAAUUACUCUCUGCACACAGUUUUAAAAUUUACAGUAAAUAUGAUCCAUUUCUUAGCGCGAUAAAUAUUUACAAAGGUUAAUUCCCUAAAAAGUCAAUGACUUUGAAAUAUGUUAUCAAGAUUAUAGAUCUGAAUAACAUUGAAAAAGUUUUAGCCGUCUCUCAUUAUUUAUAUUAAAAUAUUAUUAACAAAAAAGGAUAUAUAAAUGAGUAUUGGAAACUAAUAUUUAUUACAUAUUAGUUAUAAUAUUAUUUACAUAUUUUUAUCUUAUUAAUAUGAUUUACUAUGAACAUUAUACAUGUUCAAUAUUUUUUUAUACUAUAUCACGAAAAAGAUAUAUUUGUAAUAUGGCAAAAAAUUUAGAUGUUCUUCUUGUUUCGUAAUGUUGUAUAAUUAUGUACUAUUGUAUUAUUAUGUACUGGAGAUUUUAAGUGAGGAUGUAAUAUAUUGAUGUAUAUAAAAAUUAUGCAUCAGCAAAUUAUAUCUUCCAGCUUUUACAUUGUCAUAUUCUUCAAAUUUCUUUUCCUAAUAAUUAUUUAAUAAACAAUAAGCAACGGCUGAAACUUUUUGAUUGUUACUUAGGACCAUAACAUUGAAAAUAUGUCAAAAUUAUUGAUUUUUAAGAGGAUUAACAUUUUGUAAAUACGCUUUUGUAAAUUACGCUUAGCGACAUACUUCUACCGAAAAAAUGUACGCAUAAUUUCACAUUCUUUCUUCCUUUUUCCCUUCUCCCUUAUUUCUCUAUGUGUCAAUAAUAAUCACUAUAAUAAAAAUAGAAUGCACUUUGAGUUAUUACAUUAAAAUUUUAUUUGUUACAAUCUACUUUAAUUUAGAAAAUAAAAAGAGAUGGUUAUUGAUGCUGAGACAACUUCUGUGUAGAUGAAUGGAAAGGUCUAGCAAAGACAUGUAUCAGUAUCAGUUUUCAUAAAAUUGCAUUUUAAAAAUAAAUUGUUACCUAUUAAAGCUCUUGAAUAUUUCGUCAGCAGCGAGAAAACAUAUGUUCAAAUUUCUUACUUGCCAUUUUCAAAUAAAAAGAUAUUUGUAUGAAAGAACAUUUCUGAUCGCUUAAGCACUUGUAAAAUGCUACGAAAACUUUUCCCUUGAUCAAUAAAUAGCCAUAAAAUUAACAUGAUAUGUUAUCUUUCUCUUUAACCUAUGUUUCUUUUGUUACGUUCAUUUUAUAGUUAUUUAUUGACUAUUAAGAAUAGUUUUCGGAAUAUAUUACAAAUAUGCUCAAACGAUCUAAAAUGUUUUUUUUUAUACAAAUAUCUUUUUAUUUGGGCGCAUAAAUUUUUAGCGUGUUAUUUCUAACUUUUGAUGUCACAAUCCAAUACCGUGGUAAGCUAAGAGCCUAAAAAAUGUAACUUAUUAUUGUUGUCAAUCAAAUGACAGAUUAUUACGAUUUCGUUAUCUUUUUCAUUAAUUUUUAGGGUUUUUCAUGAAUAAUUAUAUUAUUUCUAUUAUCAUUUCUGUCAGUUGUGUUGUUUCUUUGUGUUAUUUCUAAUUAUUUAUUUUAACUAAAACAUUAAUUUAAAUUAAAUUUCUGUUAAAAACGAGUUGCAUAUAAUUAUGUCAAACAGAGUACUGUUACUGAUGCAUAUCUUGGAAUGUUCCAUAUAUGUAUAUUUAUCGUAUAUAAUAUAAAAUUAUUAUACUAAGAAUAAUUAAAUGUGAGAGACACAUACAAAAAUGUUACAUAAGAUGAUUAAGAAAUAAGUAUUAGGUUAACCAGUGCUGUGUAUGUUGACAGAUAGCUGAUUAUAUAAUUUCACUUGUAUAUAAUAUUUUUAUAGUUUUGUCAAAAUGUCACAAAAUUUGAUUACAAUAUUAAUGUUACAAUAAUUUUUGUAUAAAUCAUUUUAUCUGGUCUUAUGUCUAUGGGACCAAAUAAUUUUUGUACACUAAAAUGUAAAAAUAUAUCUGAAUUUAUUUUUAUUUUUCAUAAGAAUAACAUACAUGAUACAAAAUCGUAUAUGAAAUAUAAAAACAAAAAGAAAAGAUGAUAAAACCAAUAAAAUUAACAAUAUAGUUUCAUAUUGUUGUGUAAGAAGAGAUUAUAAUUAUGUUUAUAACUUUACAACAUUUAUUUUGUCAAUGAGAGUCUUUUCAUAUCAUACUGAAAAAUUUCUAUAAAUCUUCUUAUACUAAUGAUCGGUUAUCUGUUAACAGGAGCAUGGUACAAUUGUAAGUGCAAGAAAAGCGAAGUCCAAAAUUUAGAUAUAUAGAGGCUUGGUGGUAAUUUUAAUCAAAAAAUAAAAAGUGCGUGUGUGUGUGUGAUAUUGUGUAAUUAAUUAUGCAAAUCAUAAAGGCAUAAUUUGCCCUAGCCAAUCUAUCCGCCAAAAUUGUGUCAAACGUAUCUUUAUGCGACAUACAUACGUAUCUAUACAUGUAUGCACGCGUAUGUGUGUGUAUAUGUAUAUACAUAAAUAUAGAGUGUUCCUGACUAUCGUAAUAUAUUUCAAUAAUAAUUUUUUUUUCUAAAAAUCAAUAUGGGUAAAAAAUCUUCAUAUCUAUAUAUAAUCAUAUUUUUUUUACGUAAAUAAUCCGUUAAACUAUGUAAUAAGAAUUUUUACUUGCAUUAACCUGAACUCAAAUAUAUUACAAUAACGUCGGGAUAUUCCUUCUCUCUCCUCUCCUUUCUUAAGGGAAUUUCUUAAGGGAAUUUUUUUUCAAAGCGUGUAAUAAAUUUAUCUAGUUACCCCUCCCUCACUCAUUCUUUGUGUAUUUAUUGUGUACAUUGUAUCAUAUGUACAUAUACAUAUACACACAUAUGCACAGGAUGUGUCACUUUCAUAGAAAAUCUUUUAAGACCGACAGUAAACCUAUUAUGUAACUUUAUAAUGUAUGCAUUAUAACUGUAACGGUUGUGUUAUAGAAUACGCAUAUACAAGGUGUUCGGCGUGAUAAUUCGCACGAUUUUUGGGAUUUAACCCUCUAUAACAUGUGGUUUAUGAUUAUAUAUUCCAUAAAUACAUUUUUAUACAUUACGUUGACAAUGUUGUGGUCAGCAAACGUAAUGAUAAACAGACGUCAAGUUUGCAUUAUGCUGUUUAUUACUAGUAAAUAUUUUUAUAAUCUGUUUAACGUAAUUCGUAAUAUGUUUAUAUUCGUUGCAUAAAAUAACACUAAUGCUGGUUAUUGAACUACAUUAAAUAUUUUAACGCAACAUAAUAAUCUUUAUUAUAUCAUAGAAGCAUUUUUUCAAUACGUAUAGUUAUUUUAAUUAAUUUAAAAUUAAAUUCUAAUUAUUAGUAAUGCACUUUAUUUAAAUUUCUUAUUUUUUAUUGACAUAUAGUGAAGAUAAAUUUAUAUCACAAGAUUAUAUUUAAAAAAUUUCUGAAAAAAUGACUUUUACUAUGACAAUAAUGAAAACCGUAGAAAACCGUAGAAAACCGUAAAAUAAAGCAUGAAGUAACAAAAUGAACGUGAAUGCACUUAAAUAAUGUUACGGAAUACUUAAUCUUUUUAACAUGACAAAUCAACAGUUUAUAAAAAUCUGUAUACGUUAAAAAUGUAGUACAAUAUUUGGUGUAAUGUUAUUAAUCUCCUAUUAACGACCUGUUACCAUGACAUUGCAGCGUUUAAUUUAGUUGAAAUGGGGUUGCCAAUUAUAAUAAUGAAAGUUUCAUCUUGAUUCGUCAAUAGCAUACUUUUUUUAUCAUUUCUUAAAAUAAUUUGUUUCAAAUUUUUUUUCUGUUCUUUGCAUCAGGCUUCCGAAGAAAAAUAUCUGAAAAACAAGCGAUUCAUAAUGUAAAGCGUGAAAGUAGCAUACAAUGUAUAAUUUUUUAAAGUAGUUUGUUAUGGAAUAACGCAGGUUUCGUUAUCUGAAAAUGUAAUAUAUGUACAGGGUAUUUCAGACCCGCCUACUUCUUUUUUUUUAAGGAGUGAUAAGAUGUUUACCAUAAAAACCUAUCUGAAGUUUCUAAUGAUGGUAUUUUCACUUUUGGGAAACCUCCGAAAAUACCAGAAACCGAAGGCAACUUAAAAAUUUUAAAUAGCAACAUAGUAUGGAUAUCGUUGAAUAAAGCCUUUAAAAAGAAACAACUGCCGUUUAACAUUUCAAAUGCUUCUUUAUUUGAAAAAGACAUGAUUUUCACUAAAGGAAUAUUAGUCGAUAAACUACGCAAUAGACUUGUGUGCCAUAAGCUCUUCGAGAUUAGUCGUCCGUAUAUGGUUUGUAAUCCGUAUUAUGAGUCUGACUUAUUAUGUUGUGUGUUUAUUAUAUUUGGUUCGAACAGCAUAUUCAGGAAGCUUGUUAUUCUCAAAAUUUUACAGAAAUCCUGAAACGAUAACGUGAGACAAAGGAUGGAAAGAUAUCUUCAUCAAAGUGGCAAACAUUUUGAAUAUCUGUAAUUAUCUUUUCAUUUCCGUAGGAUAUUCAAUUUUUUUCAAACAAAAGUUAUUUCUUUUUAAAAGCUUUAUUCAACGAUAUCCAUACUAUCCUAUGUUGCUAUUAAAAAUUGUUAAGUUUCUUUCGAUUUCUAAUAUUUCUCGAGGUUUUCUAAAAAUAAAAAUACCACUAUCAGAAACUUCAAAUAAGCUUUUAUGGUAAACAUACGUAAACAUACGUUCCCAACUUCCUAGUAUUACUUUUUUUCAAAAUGAAAAAGUAGACGGGUGGUCUAAAAUACCCUGUAUAACAUGAACUAAUUGAUUUUCAAUUCUGGUCGUAGAACAUAUACAGGGUGGAUUUGACUUUUUUGGCCAGACUUUGAGAUUUUAUAGGAAAGUUAAUUCUGAACAAAAAGUUUCCUAUAAUCAUGGGUCAAAAAAUGUGUCCCAGACUCUUCUCUGCAAUUUUUGUAGAACGUAGUACGGAUUGAGAUGAACAUAAAAGUCCUAUGUUUUGCAAAUAUAUUGCAAUAUUUGCAAAUAUAUAUUUUGCAAUAUUUGCAAUAAUAAUAGAGAUAUUAAUUGUAAAAGAUUAAGGAAAAACACGCGCUGAAUGGAGAAGAUAAAUGAGAAGGGCGAAAUAUGAUAAUACAUUUGAACAGUAUUUACGAAAUUUUUAGUAUUUGCUGAUAUUUUAAUCGAUAUAGACAUACUAUGCUAUCUAUUCCAACUUGUUGGAAGUAUUUUCAAACAUUGGACAUGAAGAAAGCUUUAAGACGAAAUCCAAAGGACAAUGAUUAUAUUUCAGUUUGCAAGUACUUAUUAUACUUUUAUGAUGGCAUGUUUAUAUACAAUUCGCUACUUUAAAAAGUACAAGUAUAUUAAGUCAUGAAUAACUUAAACACACGUUUAAAGCACACGUAUACUAUCUUUUUAUCGCUCUUUUUCGUUUGCUUUUUCAGUUUUUAAUUGAAGCCUAUUAUAAAUGAUAGGCGAUUAAUUCUUUGUUCUCCUUUCAUAAUCGUAAAAAUUCGUAAAUUAAGUAUCUUAUUAGAGAAUUAUGUUGCAUAACGACUUCACGAUAGAUUACAAUGCGCCUUCUAUCGUAAUAUUUAAGGAUCAAUUUUAAUGUGAAAUAUCGUUGCUAUGCGAUUGACAACGAUAGACUUUCUUUUGUACUUAUACGAUAGAGAAUUUUGAGAAUUUUCUCCUAUCGUUAAUUCACCAUUGAUUACGACAAAUUUCCAGUGAUUUAUUCAUGAUAGACUCCAGCAAAAGAUGGACACGUUAAGUCUCUACAGGAAUUCUAUCAUAUCCCAAAUUGAAUACCCUAGCAGUGAUACAUUACGAUAAAAAUGAUUAGAUUCUCUGUAAAUUCUAUCUGUUUCUAUCGCUUUCUCUUUUUCGAUCUUUUUUAUUACAGAAACUCUUUAUUUCAAUUUUAAGUCUUUUAUCUUGUGCGAUCUUAUAUAAAUGUAAUUGCGAAUGUGCAGCGGCCAUCGACACGAGCCUUGGUGACGGUGCAACGAGACGUAGAAGCGCCGCGAUGUAAGCAUAAACAGUGACGCGUUGUUCUUUCCCUCGUCAUGCGCCGGUAUCCGCGCGUUACAUUAUUGGACCGUGCAAGUAUAGGACUUUUAUGUUCAUUUUAAUCCGUUCUAUGUUCUCUUCAAAAAUUGCGGAGAAGAAUCUAGGAUACCCUCUAUAUACAGGGUGUCUCAGAACAAUUUCCGAAGCUCGUAGAGACAUAAUACAUAUUGAGAUGAACAUAAAAGUCCUAUACCGUUUAAUAAUUAUCAAGAUAUAAAGAAGAUUUGUGAAUGAUCACAUGAGAUAUGAUAGAUGAGUUAUAGUGACAACGUCUAGCAUCGUGUACUUGUGCAUUAGGUCUGAACAAAACUAAACAAAAUAGUUCUCUAUUUUACCUCUACCUAAUAACUUUUAAUAGAUUUUUAGUUGUUAAUUAGAAAACAUAAAUAUAUUUUCGCAAGGGACCAUUCGUCAAUUUUCUUUAGUUAAUAAUUAAAAUUUACAAAAUUAUUAGGAAAUUGGUAAAGAAUUUUUUUUCUUUAGUUUAACUUAAUAUAGAAGCACAACGUAGCUUGAACGUAGUCCGAAUUGUAACACGGCAUAUAACUAUUCCAUCACUUUUUGUAUUAUAACUCCAGUAAUAAAACUUUAUUCGAUAGCA
Molecule: messenger RNA, 12655 nt
Organism: Odontomachus brunneus
Lineage: Eukaryota; Metazoa; Arthropoda; Insecta; Hymenoptera; Formicidae
Product: low-density lipoprotein receptor-like
Exons: 14
Coding region: 985-3840 (951 amino acids)
Molecular function (GO): protein binding; calcium ion binding
Source: RefSeq, a predicted model, not a curated record